Molecule: messenger RNA, 3832 nt
Organism: Condylostylus longicornis
Lineage: Eukaryota; Metazoa; Arthropoda; Insecta; Diptera; Dolichopodidae
Product: plasminogen receptor (KT)
Exons: 4
Coding region: 159-611 (150 amino acids)
Biological process (GO): positive regulation of plasminogen activation
Cellular component (GO): plasma membrane
Source: RefSeq, a predicted model, not a curated record
ACAACGUAUAUUUUCCAUCAAUAAUCUUAAAUUUCCAAUUACAAAUUUUUAUUAUAUAGAUAAUUUAUUAAUAAAAUCACAAAAAAAUAUACAAAAUUGAGUAGAUAAAAAGAAAACUUGAAGAGAAUUAAAAUAAAAAAUUGAAAUUUUUAUAAAAUAUGGGAAGUUCCUGGUCAAAUCAUCAAAAUAUUAUAAAAAAAAAUCAAGAAUAUAUUUCCGAAAUGAAUCGAAUAAAAAUGGAACGCUGGAUACAAAUGCAUUAUCAAAUAAAAGAAAGGGAACACGCCUUAAAAAUAGCAAAAGAUCGUGAAUUAUUUUUUUGGUUAAGCGGUUUCUAUAUAUUAUUUACAAUAAAUGCAUUGGCUAGAUAUAAGCGUACCAAAAGGAGUGGUGUAUUAGGACCAUUAUUACCUUUAACAUUUAUAACAGCUUAUUAUGCUGAUUUAAGUUAUGGUAGCAAAUUACAUAGAAUUCGAGCUGAAGCUGAUAUGAUAUUGCAACAUGAACAAGAGCUAUUAGAAUGGCCAACAGGUAUACCAACAGUAGCUAGUAUUGAUGAAGCUAGGGUUGAAGUUGAAAUGGAACAUAAAAUGCAUCCACAUGCACCUUAAACUGCACAAAAAAAAGUUUUAUUAUUUAGUGAUAUUUCGAAAUGGUUAUAUACAUUAUAAAUAUAUAUAUGUAAUUAUGUUAUACUAUAACAUGACUCAAAAUCGUUGUAAUAAAUGAUUUUUAAGAGGUACUCACUUCACCGCUCAAUUUAUAACUGCUGAAUUGAGUAUAUAAUAUUUCUGCAAUUUUGAACUUAUACAGUAUAAUAAACAUAUAUAUAUAUAUAUAUAAAUAUACGUAUUAUAAGGAUAAUAGUAAGGACAACUAACCGUAACAAAUAUAACAACCGCAUAUAAAUAUUUCUUCUGUUUUAAAAAUGACAUCAAUAUAGAAUAUUAUAUAAAGUAAAAGUAUUAUUUAUAACAUUUAUAUAUUUUUAACAUACUAUGUAACUAUGUAAAUGUUAUAAACUAACAGUAUUAUUAGUAAAAGUAUUUAUUUAUGUACGUGUAUUAUGUAACAUAAAUAAUAUACUCUUGCAUGUAAGAGUACUAAGCUGUAAUCGAUAAUAGUCGAAUGAUAUAUUUCCAACUGCAGAGUAUUGUAAGCUCUACAUUUAAUUCGUAGAACAAGCUUUAAAUACUAUGUUGUUUGCAAUUGUAACUGAAAUUAUCGAUCUAUACUAAUGAUAUAAGUACAUGCUAAAAAAACGUAGCUUUAUAUAGCUAAAAAUAGCUUUGCAUAGAUUGUAUUCUGGCAAUGGAACUGCAGUAAAACCGUAUUGUGACUGCUACAUAAAUGUGUUCAUAAGUGGAAGGGUUCGAAAAAUAAUCAGUGUAAAGGUAUACCGAGAUAGUAUUUUGAGUACUCCAAGAGUGUAUAAUUUUCUUACAAUAACUGAUUUUUAAACAGAAAAUCAGUCAACUAACAUUGAUUGAAUUUUUAAGUCCCCCAAGCGUUAACUGCUGAACGUUUUUUAGCUGUACUUAUAUUUAUUAUUGUAAAUUUUGAUCGAGAGAAUAAUAUAUUUAAACUAAAAAUAAAAAAUAUAUGUAAUAGAUUUUAUAUUUUAUAAUAAAAAUCUAAUAAAAAUUAAAUGCUAAAUUUUGGAAAUUUGUAUAAAUGUAUGAAAACGACAUUACACUUUUUAAUUAAUAUUCAAGAAACGUUCAAGAAAUUAUGAAUUCUACAAAAAUAUAAUUAUUCCGUAAAUAUAAUAAUAAAUAAAAGCUUUACAAAUAUUUUAAAAUUAUAGUAAAUAAAUAGCAAAUUUUAUUAUAAAAUUUAUUUAAGUAGGCCAUUUCCCAUUGUAUAAAUGUAUUUUAAUAAAAAUUUUUAUAUGAAAACUAUGGACAGCCGAAUACGUUUAUGUGCACAUUCUUUUGGGCAGAAUUUCGGUACAUAUGUUGCCGCAUUAUGCAGUUAUUCUUUUCCUAUUUAUGAUUAGAAAAAUCACAUGUUUCUGUUGCAAAUAAGCGUGUUCGACUGUAAAUAUAUGGUUUCUUAUAGUUUUUGUAAUUUUUCAAAAACAAUCUUACUUCUUACAAGAAGUUUACAAAAAAUUCUUAUUCUUACAAUAAGUAAGUACUUAUAGGUAUUUUCUUCUUUCAUAUAUUUAGAUAGAACCAAAUUAACAUUCGACAUAUAAAACUAAAAUUAUUAUAUAAUCACAUUUCUAGAAUUAUUUUUUUCUAGUUUUGAUGGUUAAAGUAUUUCAAUUAAAGAUACAAUAAAAUUUUAUGGAAGAAUAAUAUAGAAAUAUAUUUUUUUUAUUUGAAUUUUCAUUUACUCCUAAAGGAUUUUAUUCUCUGUAUUUUUGCUUUAUUUAAUUCAUACGGAAAUGAAAAAGAACAUCACGUACCCUGGCUUCCACAUUGUAAAAAAAAAACAGCUUUUAAACCACUAUGUAAUGUUCAAGUAGAAAAGUGUACAAUACGAAUGUUUAGUGGAAAGCCAUAGCUUUUAAUCGAUACUUUUAAAAUUUUCAAUUAGUUUGAAAGUGACUAAGCAAAAAAUGAGUAAUUGCAGAAUGAAACCUUUAAUUUUUUUGAUAAUUAAAUGAAACGUUUAAUUAAAUUAUAUUGAAAUUUUAGAAAAUUUAUAAAUUUAAGGGUUUCCAUUCACAUGUCAAUAAAUCAUAUAAUUAGAAAUUUGAAUAUUAAAAACUUUAUUGCUUAUAUAAUUCAAAAAAUAUUUUAAGAAAUAUUGGAACUAUUUUAAGAGUGUUAAUGGAAAUAAAAAAGUUUUUCCUUCGUUAUUUACUGUACAAAUAAAAUUCUUAAUUCUUUUCUAUAUCUAAAUGUGUUUAUCUUGUAUCUGUAACUAAAUUACAAAUGUAUAUGCAUAUAUUGUCGUUGCAUUAAUAGAGUUAGGCGAAUUGUAUAUUAAAUAUUUAGGUAAAUAUUUUAUGGAAUAACAAUUUUUGCUAUAUAAGUAUUCAUUGUUAUUAUUUAAAUUUGAUAAUCUGAAGAUAUCUGGAUAACCAGAAUGGCUUAUGAUAAUUUUAAACAAAUUUUUAAUAAUCUUUUUCGCCUUUUUAAUCAUUAGCGAUCGGCAACAAAUACCGCGCGACUUCAAACAGUUCUGUUCUCUUUACGAUACAGAACAUUAAAAUUUUUUAUGCCCGUACGUACGUAUGGCACAUUUACUCGCACAUAGGAUAAAAGAGUCGUAUGGGUAUCACAGAGUUGACACGGUCAACUCUAUUUUCUCUCGUUUUUUUUUUGCUGUUGCAACGACAAUAUUUACAAAAUUUUAGUAAUACUACAGGAUUAGUAUCACAAUUCAGCUUAUCCGUUAUAAAUAGGUUAGUUGUAUAUAGCAAUAUUCUCAAUAUAUAUACAAAUUAAAGUCUCAAUUUUAAAAAUUGCAAUAAUACUGUAUUGCUAUACAAUUCAGAAGUUCAUUACAAUGCAUAAGCUGUUUUGUAUACAAUCACUAUAUUAUUAUUAUAAUUAUUGCAAUUUAGAAGUCAUUUAAAUUCAUUUGAUUAAAUUAGAAAUACAUACAAACUUAAUAAAUAUAUUUAAAUAGUUAACACAAUAAAUAAAUUUUAAGAAAAAAAUAAAAAUUGAACAUAUUCUUAUGUGUAAAAUUAUUAUAAAAAUAUUAAAGAAGCACAAGAAUAACACACAACAAUAAUUAAAUUUUAAGUAUUAUAUAAAAACAGAAAUUUGUUAUAAAAAAAAUAAAAAAUUGUUAUAAAAAAAAAAAAUUCGAAUUAAUUACAAAUUAUAAAUUAAUAAUUUUUACUAAUUAAUUGUUUAAUAUUCAAUAAAUA